Messenger RNA from Penicillium subrubescens, 1503 nucleotides. RefSeq lists its product as uncharacterized. The transcript has a single exon. NCBI's taxonomy places the organism in Eukaryota, Fungi, Ascomycota, Eurotiomycetes, Eurotiales, Aspergillaceae. The coding region runs from base 1 to 1503 and encodes 500 amino acids. Gene Ontology annotation, biological process: transmembrane transport. The record is from RefSeq and is a predicted model, not a curated record.
AUGAAGAGCUUCAAGCCAGUUUUCUUGUGUGAGGUGAAGGGAGCUGCAGAAACCCAGCAGGUUGCAAAAUUACAAAAUGCGAAAAACGAUAUCAAUACCGCUGUGGUCGCUGAAAAUGUCUCCGGAUACAGGAUCAAGGGAAGCUCUCGCCUGGUGGACCGCUGGCUUGAUAAAUUUGUGAAAUUCGCUGGUUCUGCUCCUGUCUUUCUGGUUAUUGUGAGUGGUCUUUUGACCUGGGCUCUGAUGGGUAUUCGUUUCGGUGAUUCAGAUGUCUGGGUAGCUGCCAUCUCCGACGUCCAGGCUAUCCUGUGUUAUGUCUUCGAUUCCCUUCUGAUGCGACAGCUUCUUCGUGAAUACACCGAGCAGCGCGAGGCUAUGGUUGAGAUUAUGUCGCGUUGCAACAGCCAUCAUCGCAUGCUUCUCAAAGUCAAGAAUAAGCUGGGGUCAGAGGGGAUCCGACAAAUCUCGGAGAAGUGUCAGGAUGAACCACUCGAGCCCCUGGACCAUGGUUUACGCACCCAAAGCCUGUUCGCCCGAUGCAUCAUCUUCUCCGCGAAGAAAUUUGGCCACAUCAUCACCGUGGGUAUGUACUGGGUGUGCAUCUUCAUUUGGCUUGGUUUUGGUCCAAAGUGCGACUGGUCGGACCGUUGGCAGUUAUACAUCAACGACGCGACGUCUGCUCUCAUGGUUCUGGUUUUUGCUUUCCUCGCGUGCCUGCGAGAGUGUUAUGCCGAUUAUACCAAUACUUGUUUAGAUGCGAUCUUUCGACUCGACUCGACUCUCGAAAGUGAACUCCGCCUUCUCAGCGAAGACGACGUGCCAAAUCCUGUUGAGGUUGACAUUCCAGCCAAAGAGAACUACCUUCAGAAGGUGAUCUACUACUACGCCGAUAUCGUCGGCACACUCGUGGGAAUUUUGGUCCUUGUAGCGGUGAUCUGCACCUGGGCCGCCGUUGGCCCAGUCUUCCACUUCAACAAUACCUGGUGGCUUCUCAUCGGCACCUAUGCAGGGCUGGUUGGCCUAUUCGACAGCUUUGUUCUACGCAACGUCCAGAACAAGGUGCACCAGAAUACCAAGUGUCAGGUACGACAUGUAGAGGCAUUCGACACGACCUUAUUUGCUGGACUGUCUGUGCCCAUUCCUGCCGUGAAGGAUCCCAAGGCUCCGUCUCUUAGCCGUCGGGUGUCCCGAAAGAUGGAUGCUGUCAGCUCCCACCUUCUCAUGGUCGUCGCUGGCUUCGUAGUGACUAUCGGCUGCCUCGUUGCCUCUAGUGCCAUGCGCUGGAGUCUGACCGGCCAGUUGAUCUCGAACGUGCCUCCCAGUAUCAUUGAAACUUUCUUCAUGUUGAUCUUGAUCACUGGUCAGAAUGAUGCAGAGGCCGGUGCCCGUGUCGAUUUGACAAACAUCUACUACCGUCGUCAACGGCUUCUAUCGUUUAUGAAGCACGCAAGCGACUACUGCCAGAAGCACGACGAGAGUGAGCCUGCCACCGACGCCCAGUGA